Molecule: messenger RNA, 3698 nt
Organism: Spirodela intermedia
Lineage: Eukaryota; Viridiplantae; Streptophyta; Magnoliopsida; Alismatales; Araceae
Source: the annotation of a GenBank genome assembly
AUGACGAUUGGAUCGGGGGGAUCUUCUGUCGUUGGUAUUGUUUUAAUUCUCCCUCCCAUCCACCUUUCCUCUUGCCUCCAGAUGAUCUGAAGCUGGCUUGUGAUUUAUGUCUUAUUUGGUAUCUGUCCGUGUGGAUCGCGUGUUUUGCGCUUAGUAUGAUGGAAAUCACUCUUCAUCUUUCGCCCUGUGCUGUCCUAUGCGGGCUUACCUCAUGGGGAUCGAUUUCCUUUUUGGAGGUCUGUCGGCUGCCUAAAUUUCUUCUCGUGUAUCCGGUUCCUACGUCUUACGGGCGGAUAAUCCGUCGAUUGGUUUUCUGUGUUAUUUGAAAUGCUUUCUUUAGAUCCCAGAUCGCUCCUUGAAAGGUUUAUGAGGCACCACUAAGUGCCUCAGAGGACCCAGGCGCUGAGCUAUUUCCGUCUCAUAAAUAUUUCUGUGCCAAUUCCUACCAGGUCGGAUUCGAUUCAUUGGAUGAUUUUUGCGAAGAAUUUUUUCCUAGAACAUGUAUUCCACUGCUUUAUUAUUAUUUAUUACAGAUCAUUAUGAUUAUACGAAUGUGAUUCAUUAGCAAAGUUAUAUGUGUAAAGUUGUUUUCAUGUAACGUCUUUUACUGUAUAAUUCGUAGAUGUUCAUCGCUUAAAAUUAGUGAAAAAUUGCAUUAUGCUUUUGUAGAAAAGCAAGAAAAGUGAAGACGAAAGGAGACUACUGAGACAGGCUUUUGCUUAUCGUUUUUCAUCUUUAAUUUCUAGAUUUUCUGCAUGUGUACAACAGUCACGCUUCAUUCCACUGAGUCAAUGGAGAGGUGUGCUUCCUUGUCUUGUAGAUGUAUCAACAUUUAUCCAAAUAACAAAAGUUAAAAAAAAUAAUGAAAUGAGGACGAUGAUGAUCUCUUCUAGGCAUAUGGAGUUUAAUGAAAAUCGUGUGUGACUAUCCUCACGAAAAAAAUUUAGUCCUCAAUGGACAUGUCUUUUCCUUUGAAAGAGAUUAAAACUGCAGACUAACUCUAAAUACUUCUACGUAAGCUAAGUUUCUUGAAAUUCUCCUUCCUUAGAGCAUGCCUUGUGUCGAAGUACAUGUUAUUGAAGACCUAAUGGUCGAUACCUUGACUCAUAUUUGGUAUCAUUGCCGAUGAUGGAAAGGGUGUGAAUGAAUCAAUGGAGAAGGAAAGAGAAAUAGUCUGGUACUGGAUAAAAAUAUGGCUUUUUUUCCACCAUCAUAGCUAUAAGACCCUCCAAAAAUUUUAAAAUUAUGCACUUUUCUUUCUUGGCUUCACUAUUCAUUUGGCUAUGCUCGAAAAAAAUAGUUGACCGGAAUGUUGUUUAAUUGUUUAAUUAAAUAAUUUAGAUCAUCUGUUAUCCUUUUUUUAGAGGCUAAACGGGGGUGGCCGUCUUUUUUCCCAUAUUCAUUUGUUUAACUAUUGUUUUUUGCUUAGUAUUGAAGAGUUGUCCUUGUAUUUGUAUAUCUGCAGUUUACAAGUCUUGUUAUCUUACUGUUCAUAUCUUUUUCCUUAAUAGUUCCAAGAAACUUUAGAUUGCUGGAGGAACUAGAGCAUGGCGAAAAAGGCAUUGGAGAUGGUACAGUGAGCUAUGGAAUGGAUGACGGAGAUGACAUUUACAUGCGAUCUUGGACGGGCACCAUUAUUGGUCCUCACAAUGUACGUCUAAAAAUAUUGAUUGAUCUCAAGGCACUUGAGAGAAUCUAAGAUUAGCACUUUUACUGCUUCACCUGCGUUAAUGUUGCCUCACUUUUUCAUUCGAGAGCAAAGUUUUCAAAACAAGCUUGACAAGUCCUCUGGCUCUUUCUUUUCGCUUUUGGUUCCAAAUCUUAGUCGAUUUUCUUUAUCACAAUGAUGUGACCGUGAAGCAGUUUCCUUUCUAUUCUAAUAUCAUUUAGCUUUUGGUGUCUUAUAUGAACUAGAAGCUUCCCCAGUUGAAGUAAUACCUAUUUUGUUUUGACUGCUUCAUGCACCUGGUGCAGUCUGUCCACGAGGGGCGUAUUUAUCAACUGAAACUGUUCUGCGAUAAGGAUUAUCCUGAGAAGCCACCAAGUGUUCGUUUUCACUCACGGAUCAACAUGACUUGCGUGAACCAUGAAACUGGAGUGGUAACUCUUCAGCCCUGUGUUCAUUUCUUUCAAUGUUCUUCAUUCAAUGGUAAUCAACAUAUUUAGACUAUCGAGAAGAUUCCUAUACUGUUUAUUAUAAAACGAGGACCCAUUGAAUUCAUAUCCAAUUGGUUCUGAGUUGGAUGACCUCAUUAUUCUAUCAUGGAAUUUUAUCAAAGAUUAACCGAUGAUUGUGUAUUUUGGGAGUCUGCGACACAUUCAAAUGAAAGGAGAAGUAAAGAAAGUGCACUGUGCAAUAUGCGUGCAUGCUUUGAAACCAAAGAACGGGCGCAUUAAUCUCUUUUAUUUCCUUCCCCUUUUUACUACUUCUCUUGAAAAUUCCAAUUGCCCAUCCUAUUGUAUUGAUUUGGAGCACACUUGGUCCUAACUUUAAAAAUGAACCCGAAGUUUUUAAUGCUUUAUAUUUAGUGAAUAAAGAAAGGAUAUAUUUAGAAAGGCAAACUCUUUGCAUUUCUUGUCAAGUUCUCGUGGAAAAUCUAUCUACGCAUGCUGCUACAUUGAUUUAUCGCUUUCAAAUCACUCGUGGUCUUGACUUUUAGGAUUAACAUGCAGUUGUUAAGUGAAAAGACAAAACUGGAGGUUUUGGAAAGCAAAUCUCUAUUGAUCCCUACUGACGCAGUUUGCUGGUGAAAAAGUUCGUGUAUUAUUUUGAAAACUGUAUUGAUUUUGGAGUACUCGUAAUCCUUUUUUCUUUUUAAAACAAAAUUGAAGUUAUUGAUACCUAAAAAUGCUGCCUGCGUUUGAAUGGACAAUGAAUCUGAAGAAUACAUAUUCCACACAUAAUUUUAUUUUAUUUUGAGGCAUCAGUGAUCUCCGUGGUUCAUAUCAUGGGAUCUGCUUUCUUUUCUUUUCUUUUCUUUUCAUGGUAAGAAUCCGCAGGGAAGCUAAAUUAGAACUUUGGUUCAUAGGGAAUUGUAAUUCUUUUCUCUUUUCCUCCCAGAAGACGAGAUGCGUAUGAGACAGUAACUAGAUUGCCCGGUAUCUAUAUAAUAUCCGACCGCAAAUAGCAAUGAAAAUAGUGGAAAGAUUGGAUGAAAUGGCUCAAUCCCUCUGUGUUUGUGUGUGUGUGUGUGUGUGUGCUUCUCUCAUCCAGAAAGACUGAUGAAAGAUUACUUUUGUCUUGAUCUAAGUUGUCUGAUCAUGUCCUGGGAUUCAUCUUCUCCCACCGCACUCAUUUCAGCUGAAAUUCUUACACUAUAUAUAGCUCAUGAUCUUGUCUCUGCUAUGAUCUGAGAUCAAUCAAACCAUCUGUCUCUCUUUAAAAAAAGAAAAAAAAAGAAAAAAAAGAGAUGGAUUUUGAAGAGGAGAUGGAUGUGAUGUGGAGGCGGUGGUGAUUAAUUAACUGGUUUUGGUGAAGAAAUCUCUGGGCAGACGAGCUCAGCUGCAGCCGAGAUUACUAUUUCCGUGUUCUUAAGAGCUUCCUGCGAACUGAUCAGGUGGAAUCGAGGAAGUUUGCGAUGCUGGCGAACUGGCUGAGGGACUACACGAUGGCCGAUAUUCUGACCCAGCUGAGAAGGGAGAUGGCGGCGCCCCAUAACCGGAAGCUCGUCCAGCCUCCAGAAGGCACAUACUUCUAG